Molecule: messenger RNA, 2249 nt
Organism: Marmota monax (woodchuck)
Lineage: Eukaryota; Metazoa; Chordata; Mammalia; Rodentia; Sciuridae
Gene: Padi6
Product: peptidyl arginine deiminase 6
Exons: 16
Coding region: 1-2061 (686 amino acids)
Cellular component (GO): cytoplasm
Molecular function (GO): calcium ion binding; protein-arginine deiminase activity
Source: RefSeq, a predicted model, not a curated record
AUGGAGUGCCGUGCCAUUGCCUUCCAGAGCACUGUCCACCUGUCCCUGGACAUCCCUGCCCAUGCCAUUUGUGUGCUGGGCACGGAGAUCAGCCUGGACAUCAGUAGGUGUGCCCCCAAGAACUGCGAGAGCUUCACCGUCCGCGCCUCUCCGAGGGUCUUGGUGGACGUGGCGGGCACAGUGAUUUCGGGGAAGGAGGACGCUGUGAUCUGCCGGUCGCUGUUGGAUACCUCGCACGUGCUGGUGAGGAUGGUAUCGCCCAGCGUGUCCGUGGACGAGGACAAGGUGCUGGUCUCUUACUAUCAUCCCAACGAAGAGGUCCCCAUGGCCACGGCUCUGUUGUACCUCACUGGCAUCGAGGUGAACCUGGAGGCGGACAUCUAUCGUGACGGACAACUUGAAGUGCCGAGUGACAAGCAGGCUAAGAAAAAAUGGGUCUGGGGCCCCAACGGAUGGGGAGCCAUCCUGCUCGUGAACUGCGGCCCCGCCGACGUGAGCCAGAUCACGGACAAGUCCAAGGUGUUCUCAGAUGAAAUAAGGAAGCUGUCACAGAUGAGUCUGACCGUCCAAGGCCCCAGCUGCAUCUUGAAGAACUACAAGCUGGUCCUCCACACCUCCAAGGAAGAGGCGGAGAAGACGAGGGUCUACAGGCCCCAGAGUGAGUACUCCUGUGCCUAUCAGCUGGUGCUGGGGCUUGGCUGGCACUGCCAUGCCCUGGGCCCCCUGGAGAAUUUCCAGAAGGAGACCUUCUACGUAGAAGCCACAGAGUUCCCGUCUGCCAGCUUCUCGGGCCUCAUUUCCUUCUCUGUCUCCCUGGUGGAAGAGUCCCAAGACCUGUUGAUUCCUGAGAUCCCGAUAUACAAAGACACCGUCGUGUUCCGGGUGGCUCCCUGCAUCUUCACCCCCAGCACCCAGAUGCCCCUGGAGGUCUACCUGUGCAGAGAGCUGCAGCUCCAGGGCUUUGUGAACGCUGUGACGGAGCUGAGUGACAAGAGUGACAGCCAGGUGGCCCCUGUCUACGAGGACCCCAACCGCCUAGGCAGAUGGCUCCAGGAUGAGAUGGCCUUCUGCUACACCCAGGGUCCCCACAGGACGGUCUCCUUCAUCCUUGACACCCCCCGGGCCAUCAAUCUCGAAGACUUCCCCAUGAAAUACUCGCUGAGCCCUGGUAUUGGCUAUAUGAUCCGACGCACUGAGGACCACAGGGUGGCCAGCCUGGAUUCCAUUGGGAACCUGAUGGUGUCCCCACCAGUCAAAGCCCACGGGAAGGAGUACCCCUUAGGCAGGGUCCUCAUUGGCAGCAGCUUUUACCCCAGCGCACAGGGCCGGGCCAUGAGUAAGACUCUUCAAGACUUCCUCUGUGCCCAGCAGGUCCAGGCACCGGUAGAGCUCUUCUCCGACUGGCUCAUGACUGGCCACGUGGAUGAGUUCAUGGGCUUCGUCCCCAUAGAUACCAAGAGUGACAAAAAGGGCUUCCGGUUGCUCAUAGCCAGCCCCAGCUCCUGCUACAAGCUGUUCCAGGAGAAACAGGAGGAGGGUUACGGGGAAGCGACCCUGUUUGAGGACAUCAGAGCAGACCAGCUUCUCGCCAAUGGAAGGAAGGCCAGGACCAUCAAUCAGCUCCUGGCAGACAAGAGCCUGAGGAGGCAGAAUGACUAUGUGGAGAGGUGCAUCGACCUGAACAGAGCCAUCCUGAAGAGGGAGCUGGGCCUGGGGGAGAAGGACAUCAUCGACGUCCCCCAGCUCUUCUGCCUGGAGCGGCUGACAAACAUCCCCUCUGAGCAGCAGACCCCGAAACUCCUCGCCAGGGCUUAUUUCCCCAACAUGCUGUGCAUGAUCGUGAUGGACAUGAACCUGGGGAUCCCCAAGCCCUUUGGGCCCCAAAUCAAGGGCAUCUGCUGCCUGCAGGAGAAGGUGCGCCAGCUGCUGGAGCCCCUGGGCCUCGCGUGCACCUUCAUCGACGACUUCGACUGUUACCUCACUGAGGUCGGGGACUUCUGCCCGUGUGCCAAUGUCCGCCGGGUGCCUUUUGACUUCAAGUGGUGGAAGAUGGUGCCUUAGCCCCAGGCCUGGCCCAGCGUGGGGCUGGCUGGAGGGUCCAGCGAUGCCCCUUCCCUGCCCCUUCCCCUUGUCCCUCAGACCCACUAGGGUGGCAAAUGCCACCAGCCCCAAACCCCUUGGAGAGGAAGGUGGAAAACCACCUCAGCCAAGUGUUGACCGCGCCAAUAAAGCCCUAGCUGUCGAGUGCA